Meriones unguiculatus (Mongolian gerbil) is the source of this 2236-nucleotide messenger RNA. RefSeq names its product olfactory receptor 2Y1B. NCBI's taxonomy places the organism in Eukaryota, Metazoa, Chordata, Mammalia, Rodentia, Muridae. The transcript has a single exon. The record is from RefSeq and is a predicted model, not a curated record. Gene Ontology annotation, molecular function: olfactory receptor activity; G protein-coupled receptor activity. Gene Ontology annotation, biological process: G protein-coupled receptor signaling pathway. The coding region runs from base 382 to 1323 and encodes 313 amino acids. Gene Ontology annotation, cellular component: membrane.
AAACACCAGUCCUCACUUGUGUGGUAUGUGCCUUUUCCACACCCCCCUUUGCACUGCUUUUAAAGCAAGUGCCGGAGUGCUGGGGUAAGUCCAAAUCUCACUGUAAUGAGAACAAGAAACAUCAGAUCUACAGGACUGAGAGGCCUGGCUAAAGUCAAGGAACAAACAGGUGGCAGAGAUAUGGAUCAAAGAUGAUGUCAUCCCUAAUCCAGAGAUGUUCUGCCUAAAAUAGAAAAGAGCAAAACAGAAGGCUGGAUGGAAGUGAACUGAAAACCAGAACAGAUAAGCAACUCAUGGUUUAGGGGUACUUAAAGAAUUCUGUAAACAAUAUGAACCCUUAUUCUUCAUAGGAUGUGCUGAAUCACCUCUUGGUACCUGUACAUGGCAAAGGCUAUGGGAGGCUUCAACACCAGUUUGGGAGGAAGCUUCAUUUUGGUGGGCUUCUCAGACUGGCCUCAACUAGAACUCAUCUUCUUUAUUUAUAUUUUGGUUUUCUACUCUCUAACUAUCAUUGGCAACACCACCAUCAUUGCUCUCUCUCGAAUGGACCUGCGAUUACAGACUCCCAUGUACUUCUUCCUCUCCCACCUCUCCUUCCUGGACCUCUGCUACACCACUAGCACUGUGCCCCAGCUCCUGAUCAACCUUCAAGGGCAUGACAGGACCAUCAGCUAUGGUGGGUGUGUGGCCCAGCUCUUCAUAUUUCUUGCCCUGGGCUCUACAGAGAGUGUGCUUCUGUUGGUGAUGGCCUUUGACCGCUACGCUGCUGUGUGCCGUCCACUGCACUACACGACCAUCAUGCACCCCAUUCUCUGCCAGGCACUGGCUAUCAGCUCCUGGAUGGGAGGCCUCAUGAACUCUCUGAUCCAGACAGGCCUCAUGAUGGCCAUGCCUCUCUGUGGCCAUCGGCUGAAUCACUUCUUCUGUGAGAUGCCUGUGUUCCUCAAGUUGGCCUGUGAGGACACAGAGGGAACAGAGGCCAAGAUGUUUGUGGCCAGAGUGGUGAUCGUUGCAGUUCCAGCCAUGCUCAUUCUAGGCUCCUAUGCACAGAUUGCCAGGGCAGUGCUGAAGGUCAAGUCAGUGGCUGCACGAAGAAAGGCCACUGGGACAUGUGGGUCCCACCUCCUGGUGGUUUCUCUGUUUUAUGGCUCAGCCAUUUACACAUACUUACAACCCAAGGGUAGUUACUCUGAGAGCAAGGGGAAGUUUGUUGCUCUUUUUUAUACUAUUGUCACCCCCAUGCUCAACCCUCUGAUCUAUACCCUGAGGAACAAGGACGUGAAGGGGGCUCUGUGGAAGGUGCUAGGGAGAGCCACAGACUAGGGGCGGGAAGGGAAAGCUGUAUUCUGUGAGCGAAGUGGGUUUCAGUGGGAGAGGGGAAUUGGGUGUCAAAACAACUGCAAUUAAUUAUGUACAUGCAUGACACUGUUAAAGUGUACAAAAAUAGCAAAACAAAACCAAAAUACAGUCCUGGGAUGGCAAAAUGGCUCAGCAGGUAAAGGCACUUCCUGGCAAGCCUGAGGAUCUGAGUUUGAUGCCUGGAUUCCACAUGGAGGAAGGAGAGAGUCAAGUCCUCUGACUUCCAAGCACAAGCGUGUGUAUGUUUGUAACAAAUAAAUGAUCAAUAUUAAAACAAGACAAAACUUUCCCCAGCAGGCACCCUGCAAGUGUAUGGGUGUGGAGCGUCAGCUCUGAGUGGGCCCUUGCUAUCACCCUGCUUUCCCAAUGUCUCAUGACCCUGUCUGACUUGUGUCACUGCUCACAGCCUGUUUUUAAGGCCUCUCCUAUUAGUGCUUUCCAUCCUUUGCUUCGAAUAAACAAGCUGAUCACCAGCGGAGCUGCUUCACGUAACAUGUGAAUUUCAGACAUAGUUUUCCCUGAUGGAGAACAAGGCAAAAUCAUUCCCGCUGCAGUAAAGAAAGGUAACAAAGAUCUCCUAGCAGAACUGUGAGUAUCUGUUUUGCCAACUGGUGAGAUUCUUUCCCUGUCAGAGACGAGAAUGAGGGAAAUGAUGAUCCAAAAUUCCAAGAACUCAGAAAUUAAAAUGUAACCAGAUGCAAAAUUAUUAGCCUAGAAGAAAAAAUUCAAAGAACUCUAAAAUUUGUAUGUGUCCAGAUGCAAAGCUUUAUAUAUAUAUAUAAAAAUCUAUAUUUAUAUUUGUAAGAAAAUCAACAAUUAAAUAAAAGCAAAGGAAGAGUUUGCUAUUUAUCACUUGACCGGAUAUGUGAAGAUUCAC